Molecule: messenger RNA, 2315 nt
Organism: Neurospora crassa OR74A
Lineage: Eukaryota; Fungi; Ascomycota; Sordariomycetes; Sordariales; Sordariaceae
Exons: 1
Coding region: 358-2064 (568 amino acids)
Biological process (GO): autophagy of mitochondrion; piecemeal microautophagy of the nucleus; autophagy of peroxisome
Cellular component (GO): Atg1/ULK1 kinase complex; phagophore assembly site
Molecular function (GO): protein kinase activator activity; molecular adaptor activity
Source: RefSeq, a predicted model, not a curated record
CAUGACGCGGCGCCCGGCGUUCCACUUCGUUGUCUCGGUGACAUAUUGGAUGGACCUUCCACUUCUCUCCUCCGUCACCACCCAGGAUACUCGGCCGCGGCAUCUCCAUCUCCUUCGUUUCUCCCAAUCCCGUGUCAACAAAGUCUUCCAGUCUCUCACUCCUUACAGCCCAGCCUACCUAGGUACCACUACCUUCAUCCGAUCCUCCUGCUGGUCAGCGAGUCGAUACUACCAUUCACCCAACAUGCACUGAACCACCCUCACCAACCACGACCGGCUCUUCCACCCCAGGCCACGACGUUAAGACAUUCGCAACCCAGUCAGUCAGUCAGUCAGUCAGUCAGUCACUCAGUCACAAUGGCGAGCUUCCACUCCCACUCUCCCAGCCCACCAGCAGCACUCUCACCCGAUGACGCCCCCCAACCAAGACGGCCCUCACGAACGUCCCUUCACGAUGCCGCCGCCGCCGCCGCCCCAGCACUAUCCCCCGAGUCACCAGGCCACGAGCUUGAGGACGGGGCCGACUCGUCCGAGUUCAACGCCGACGACGUGCCCGUUGAAGUCCUCGUCAAGCACCUCCUCGCCGCCAAACAGUCCCUCUCCUCCAUGACCCUUGUCCUGCGCGCCAACGACCUGGCGACCUCGGCACGCCAGAUGCACCAAGAAUUCGUCAUCCUCUCGGCGCAGACCGCCUUCCUGCGCCACGGCAUUCUCCAAGAGCUUCACAUUCUUCACCAGCUCCGCCGGGGCAUGGCGCGCGCCUAUGAUAACGGCACUCGCGAUUUCAAGCACAUCAUUCGCACCCUCGACACUGCCGACGGCCGACUUGAGAAAAUCAUGCAAGUUCUGCGCAAGACCACAGUCGAAAACGUUUUCCGCCAGCCGGGCGAGGAGCCCAAGUGCCUGUUAGACUUUGUCGACCCCAAGAUCGUCGAGCAGGUACGCGACGCGUUGAAGGAGAGCAUCCACGAGCUUUCAGCAGCCAAGACCUCGUUCGACGGCGAUCUCCUCCGCUUCGACACCGACCUGCGUACCCUCACCGAUGCCAUGGCCGCUGCCGCCUCCCUCGCCAACCCAACCACUACAACCCCCGACGGGUAUCCCCCCGACCAGCGAUCCAUACCCAACCUGCUCUCCGCCUUGUCCGAGGGCUCCCACCUCAUGGCCGAACAUCUCUCCUCUUUGACUCGGCACUUCGACAUGUGCGUAACCGCCGUGCGCACCACCGAAGGCGGGGCUGCUUUGGCCCGCCGGCGCGCAGCAGAAGCCACAUCGUCAGACGAGGACCAGGCUCCAGUGUCCAUAUCAGGCGUCAUCUCCGCCCAGGAAUCCGAGUCGGGCCCGUCGGCCUUUGAACCCAUGGACCCUCUCGAGCGCCAGGAACUACUACACGUCGUGAUGCGCGAUGCCGCCGAGGUCGAUGACGUGGUUGCCGAUAUCCACAACGUGCUGCAACAAAUGGAGAUGGACCAUGCAUCUCUCCAUUCGCUCUUCUCAGCCAGCCGAGCCUCCCACGCCGCUACGCUCACAUGCUUCUCCAUGCUCGAGGAGGUCGGUGCCCGGGCGUCCUCGUAUGUUGCCGCCGAGGCCGAAUUUAUGCAGAGAUGGGAGGACGAGAAGGAGACGAUUGACGAGAACGUGUCAAAGAUGGACGAGCUCAAGAAGUUCUACGAAGGGUUCCUGAAUGCUUAUGGCGGCUUACUGCUCGAAGUGGAACGACGAAGAGCGGUGGAGGGCAAGAUUGACAGCAUAUGGAGGAAAGCGAAGGAGCAGGUGGACAAGCUGGUGGAGGCGGACAAGAGGGAGAGAGAGCAUUUCCGGUUGGAAGUGGGCGAUUAUGUGCCGGCGGAUUUGUGGGGGGUGGUGGAUAGGCCCUUGGGGAGAUGGGCCGUCGUUCCGUUGGAGGACACCAGAGAGGGAUCGUAUGAGAUGGAAGCACAUGGAGAACCUGAGAAUGAGGGCAAAGUUGAGACUGCGUAUGAGAGGGAAACAGAGCCGAGCACGCCGACCCCAAGAAAGAUGCCGUUGAAUGGACCCGGGUCGGCCGGGGAACGACCGUUUUGAUGAUGAUAUGAAGGUCUUGGGUUUACCAACGAUGUGAUUUAGGCUUGUUGGUGUUUGGGUGAGCGUAUGUUUGGUGUUUUUUACUCAUUGGGCAUGGCAUGGAAACAGGAAUGGUGCGGCUGGGUGUCACAAUUGGCAACAUGGGGGCUUGGAAGGCAAUCACUCUUGGAUAAGGUAGGUAGGUAGGUAGGUAGUCAUCAACUUAGUAUGUAAUGUAAACAAACACUGACUGAUUUAAUGUUCCUACUGGC